AUGCCCCCGCCACUAUCCAACAAGACCAACAGAGGCUACGUGCCUUUACCCGUUUGUCCCGCCUCCAGCAAAUUUCGACCUCCAUCGGACAGGCAUAAGGAGAACGACGGGAAGGGUUGUCAUGCCUCGCGUGUUUCUGAAGAUGAUUCCGACGCCCCCGAGCCAUUCUUCGCUCCCCAGGGCGAGAGCGUCAAGUAUUUCGCGAAAACGCGUCCUGCCCCGCUCCUGAGGGAGCUGCCGUCCCUCAAGAAGCUAGAUUUUCAUACUGACUUGUUUUUCCCCCUCUCUCCGGCAAAACACGUGCUGCUGAAGUCCAGGCUUCUUGAAUUCAACAGAAAGGUGGCGAGAGUCCUGUUCCGGACCUGGAUUGUUAGCGUUCUCGAAAAGAAGGGGAUGGGAUAUAGAGAGUGGCGUAUAUACGUCCAGUGCCACAAGGCUUUGACGGCCUGCAGUGACAUAAACAAAAACAAUCUCCCGCCCAAGAGCCUGGAGAAGUUCCGGCUAAUGGGCCGGAAGGAGCGGCUGGUCCGCAAGUUAGUCGCCGCUUUCCUGGUCGGUGUCGAGAAGCAGGCUGAGGAGCGCGAGCGCCUGGCGGACUGCGAAGAAGUCGUAGUUGAUGCUGAAGAUGAUACAGCGGACGGCGACGGUGAGGUGCAGAUCGCAGAUAAAGCCAUCGGUAACGACGAUCCCAUCGAUGCCCCGGAGGCCCUCGAAGAUGCCACAGAGAAACCCGGCCGCCCCGAUGAGUUUUCUGAGGAACCACCGACUGUCUCCCUCGAAGAGGGCAAUGCCGCCCGUUCCCCUGCCGUGGCUACGGGAGGCUCCCUCCCAUCUUCACCGUCGCCUGCCCGAAGCUCGCCGUUCCGCGAGCUUGGCAACCUUUCGCCUUUGAAGCCAGUGGACGACGUCCUCGCGCGUUCUGCCGAGGAGAUUGGC
This is a messenger RNA of Gloeophyllum trabeum ATCC 11539, 936 nucleotides long. RefSeq lists its product as uncharacterized. Lineage: Eukaryota; Fungi; Basidiomycota; Agaricomycetes; Gloeophyllales; Gloeophyllaceae. The annotation marks the transcript as partial. The transcript is spliced from 4 exons. The record is from RefSeq and is a predicted model, not a curated record.